AUGGCUAACUUUUCAUAUCAAUCAUCUAAUGGUGGUUAUGGUGGUGGUGUUGAUGCUGCUUUCCAACAAGCUGACACUGACCGUGAUGGCCGACUUAAUAUCAACGAAUUUCGUCAAUUUCUCGGACAAAGCGUAAACAGUGCUGGCGGUGCUGGUGGAUACAGUUCUGGUUCAUCAUUCGAAUCAGCAUCAUAUGGUAAUGGUGCUGGUGCUGGUUACGGUGCUGGUGCUGGUGCUGGUUAUGGUGCUAGCGCUGGUGCUGGAUAUGGUGCAGGUAGUUCAAGCUAUGAAUCAUCAUCAGUACAACAAAGCGGUUUUGGUGCUGGUGGUGCUGCUAGUGGUUAUGAAGCUCAAUUUGGUGCUGGUGGUGCUGCUGGAGGUGCUGCUGGAGGUGCAAGCCAAUAUGAAUCAUCACAAUUCGCAAGCAGCGGAUACGGUGGUGAAGCUGGAUUCGCCGCCAAUCAAGGUGGAGCAUCCUACCAAUCACAACAAUCAAGCACUCAAGUACAACAAUAUGCUACUGAUGCUCAAGGUCUCUUCCAAGAUCCAAACCCACAAAUAAUUCGUCGUCCAGCUGCAGGUGGUGUACAAACAUAUACACAAAAUAUUCGAGUUCGCUUUCUUCAACCACCACCAAUUCCACCACCAGGCCCACUCAUCAUCAAAGAAGUUCGCCCACCUCAACCACCCCCACCACCACCUCUUCGUAUUCGUCAACAAGCUCCACCUCUUCCUCAACCACCCCCACUUGUUCUUCGUGAAAGACCACCACAAGUACCAGCUUCAGUUGCUUCACAAACUGUUAUUCGUCGUUUGGCUGCUUUACCAGUCCCACCACGAUCGGUUGUUAUUGAACGUCUUCCACCCCUUCCACCACGACCACGUGAUGUCAUCAUCGAACGUUGGAUCCCAUAUGGAGCUCAAGCUAAACGACGAACCAUUGUUCAACGUGCCGCUGCUGCUCAACAAUAUCAACGACCACGCAAUGUUAUCAUUCAAUACGAACCAGUUCAAGUCCGUGUUGUUCGUCAAUUCCAACGUCUUGGUGUUACACAAGCUAACCCACAAGCUUAUGUUCAACAAUAUGGUGCUCAGCUUCUUGAUGCCGGUACACUCCUUCAACAAGCUCGUUCUGCUGGUGUUGUUGAAGAUAUUUCACCACCUGCUGGAGCUGCUUCAGCCGCUGUUGGUUUUGGUGCUGCCUCUUAUGGUCAAGAAUCACAAUUUGCUGCCUCAUCAAGUCAAGAAGCUGGUUUUGGUGGUGCUGCUGGUUUUGCUGGUGGUGCUGCUGGUUUUGCUGGUGGUGCAUCUGGUUUCGAAGCUGCUGGUGCUGGAGGAUACAGUCAAUCAUCAUCAUUCGAAUCAGCUCAAUUUGGAGCAAAUGGUGGUGGUGCUGCUGGUGGUUAUGAAGCUCAAUUUGGUGCUGGUGGUGCUCAAGGUGGUGCUGGUUUUGGUGCAUCAUCAUCAUCAUUCGAAUCAUCAAGCUUCCAAGCUGGUGGUGGUGAUGCAGGUUUUGGUGGUGGUGCUGCUGCUGGAGGUUUCGGAGCUUUUGGUGGAGCUGAUGCUGCUUUCGCUGCUGCUGAUCUCAACCGUGAUGGUACCAUCGAUCAAAAUGAAUUCCGCCAAUUUAUUAGUCAAAACUAUGGUGCUGGUGGUGCUGGUGGUGCUGGUGGAGCUGCUGGUGGUUCAUCAUCAUACGAAUCAUCAUCAUUCCAAUCACAAUCAGCUGGUUAUUAA
Molecule: messenger RNA, 1737 nt
Organism: Adineta steineri
Lineage: Eukaryota; Metazoa; Rotifera; Eurotatoria; Adinetida; Adinetidae
Source: the annotation of a GenBank genome assembly